AUGCCGAUGGUGAAGCUGGUGACGAUCCCCGUGGAGGCGAGGGAGGAUGAGAAGGCGGUCAAGUGGCUGGGGCACUACUCGUCGGCGCAGAGCAUCCUGGUCGUCGGCGACGGCGAUCUCUCCUUCUCGCUGGCGCUUGCCACCGCCUUUGGCUCCGGGGAGAAACUCGUCGCCACGUCCUUCGACUCCUACGUUCAUCUGAUCAGCAUGUACAGCAAAGCGGAAUCAAACGUAGCGCAGCUCAAGAGACUGGGUGCCACGGUGCUACAUAGUGUCAGUGUGAAGAAGAUGAAGAAACGCACCGAUCUCAAGCCUAGACGGUUCGACCGAAUAGUCUUCAAUUUUCCUCACGCCGGGUUCAUAGGGAAGGAGAAUCAGGUGCAUAUGAUCAACGCCCAUCGGCUGCUGGUGCAAAGGUUCUUCCGCAACGCGAGCAAGAUGCUCCAUCCCCUCGGCGAGAUACACGCCAGCCACAAGACGGGGCAGCCAUACAACAGAUGGGAAAUCGAGGGUCUCGCCCUUGAGUUUUCGCUUCUGAAGUCUGAGAUGGUCGCCUUCCGUAAAGAGGAUUACCCCGGGUAUAACCAGAAGAGAGGCGACGGUGACAGGUGCGACGAGGAAUUCCCUCUACGCAACGGCUGCACUUUCAAGUUCCAGCGCUGGCCUCGCUAAAUUUCCCUCGCUGGCGCCGACGUAAAUUGGGCCUUUUACGAGCACCUUGUGACGCUGCUUGACCGUCGCAUCGCAUGUACUGCCACCCACUUCCAUGGACAUGGCGUGCAUGCUCAUGAGACAUCGACCCAUCACUGUGUAGAUUACUAUACUCCUUGUAGACUUCCAUGUAGUACGUAUUUUAUGAAUU
Triticum dicoccoides is the source of this 862-nucleotide messenger RNA. Its product is annotated as heavy metal-associated isoprenylated plant protein 41-like. The transcript has 3 exons. Gene Ontology annotation, cellular component: cytoplasm. The coding region runs from base 1 to 672 and encodes 223 amino acids. NCBI's taxonomy places the organism in Eukaryota, Viridiplantae, Streptophyta, Magnoliopsida, Poales, Poaceae. Gene Ontology annotation, molecular function: rRNA (uridine-N3-)-methyltransferase activity. Gene Ontology annotation, biological process: rRNA base methylation. The record is from RefSeq and is a predicted model, not a curated record.